UCAUCAUUUCCUCCGUAUCUCUCCUAUUAUCUCUGCUCUCUUCUCUGGCGCGAUACAUACGCUCUGCCUCCUUGCUAGCUGGCCGAGCCGUAAUUGUUUUCUCUUUCGAAGGAGACUCCGAUAAACCGCCAUCAUCCACAUACCAGCUAAGCUCCAACGAUACGAUAAUCACAAUGACCCCCCAACAGACACCAGCCAACAACACAGGGACUGCUUCGAGCGCCACACAGGAUUUGCUCAGCAGCUUCUACAACAUCGACAACCUAGUCACUGUCAACAUCACUCUCCCAGACGCAACUUGGCAAACCAUAAAGAACGCCAGACCGCGCGGCGAGUUUGGCUAUAUCGGACCGCCGGGGCGCUAUGACUGGUACCAAGCCACCUCUGUCACAAUAUCCGGCACCAAGGUUGCGACACAAGGCACCACCUUUUCCAACGUGGGCAUCAUCAAGAAGUCAUUUGCCGGAUCUUUCAGCACUACGAAGCCAUCGCUUCGCCUUGACUUUACGAAGUACGACGACAACGAGACGGCCAUCGAAGCGUUGAUUGGGACGAAAAGCCUGAUCUUGAACAACUCGAUCCAGGAUCCUGCGUACAUCCGGCAGCCGCUUGGCUAUGAGCUUUUCCGACAAGCAGGCGUGCCCAACUUUCGCUGCAACUUCGCAAAGGUCAUUGUCAAUGGCACCAACAUGGGGGUAUACGUGAACCUCGAGCCUUUGAAGAAGCGCUUCAUGGAGAAGCAAUUCGCGGGCAACGACAAGGGAAAUGCCUAUGAGAUCGAGCUUGAUCAGGAUCUCAACGCUGCCACGCUUGACUCGGGCCAUAUGAGCUUCGAAGGCUUCUCGAAGUACGAUGACAAGAAGGACGUCAGACUCGUUUCCGGGCAGAUUGUAUCUGGAGGCUUGGCCGCUGCGCAGCAAGUCGUAGACCUCGAUGCGUUCAUUCGGUUCUUCGCGAUGGAGUCGCUGUUGAAGCACUGGGAUGGUUACACGCAACAGACCAAUAACACGUACGUCUACAACGACAAGAAGGCUGUGGCCAACCCAACCGUCGCCGAUGUUAAGCUCAAGUUCAUUCCCUCGGGUAUCGAUCAGAUCAUGCAAGAGGACCGGCCGUUUCGUCUUGGGAACAAGGCGGUGCUUGCUCAGCUUGUCAACUCUGAUGCCACCGCCAAGGCGAAGUUGUUUACGCAAAUCCGCGCGUAUGCAAACACGAUCUUCAGCACGACUAAUCAAGACACUGUCUUGAAACCACUCGUAGACCGUAUUGUGGCUGUUCUGAUGAGCGCGGGGGCCAAUUCCACUGAUGUUGCGGGACCCAUCGACGUUGUUAGGAAGCAACUCAAGCUGGUGAGGGGAGGGGCCUUUCAACUCAUUGGAGAGAAGGAGACGUAGUGUGCAGACGAGGAAUCGAAGUCGGGAGGAAUUCUUGUGGACGAAGAAGGUGCUUGAGACGAGCUGACGUGCUGGUCGAAGAUUGAGGUCGUUCUUUCUUGCUUAAUAAACUAGCACGUGACGUACUGAUGAACUGAUGAAUCCACAUUUCCAUUUCCUCUUCAGCUCUAGUUGAGCGUAUUCGGCUGAAGCCAACGUCGAGCUUAGUAGCAUUC
This is a messenger RNA of Mytilinidion resinicola, 1609 nucleotides long. Its product is annotated as cellulosomal protein. Lineage: Eukaryota; Fungi; Ascomycota; Dothideomycetes; Mytilinidiales; Mytilinidiaceae. The transcript has a single exon. The record is from RefSeq and is a predicted model, not a curated record. The coding region runs from base 174 to 1394 and encodes 406 amino acids.